Messenger RNA from Spirodela intermedia, 3570 nucleotides. The record is from the annotation of a GenBank genome assembly. Lineage: Eukaryota; Viridiplantae; Streptophyta; Magnoliopsida; Alismatales; Araceae.
AUGGCGGGGUUCAGCGGCUGUGCGGGUUUCCUCCUUGGUUCGAUAGUGGUGGUGUUCUUGGCUUGUCAUCUCGAGGCGGGUUCCGACGAGGCAGCGGCGCUGCUCUCGUUCAAGCGAUCCUCUGUAGAAGCCGACCCAAAAAAAUCCCUUCAGAGUUGGAGCAGCGGCGGCGGCGCUGACCCGUGUUCAUGGGUAGGCGUCACCUGCUCCGGCGCCGGCGGGCGAGUCUCGGGGCUGAAUUUGAGCAAUCUGGGCCUGAUCGGCCGCCUGAGGCUCGACGACAUUAUCUCCCUUCCCGGACUCCGGGUGGUCAACCUCCGGGGGAAUUCCUUCUACGGCAACCUCUCCCACUCUAUGGCCGCCGCCUGCGCGUUCGAGUCCGUUGAUCUCUCCGGCAACAACUUUACCGGCAGGGUCGCCGGAAGCUUUCUUCGCCCCUGUAAUCGACUGGUUUCGCUCAACAUCUCGCGGAAUUCCAUCUCCGGCGGGGUCUUCCCCUUCUCGCCGUCGCUCCAGACUCUGGACAUGUCCCGCAAUGAGAUCUCCGACGAGGACCUUCUUCUCUUCUCCCUGUCCGCCGGCUGCCGGAGCUUGAAUUAUCUUAACAUCUCGGACAACAAGCUGCAGGGAAGGCUAAAUGCUGUGUCGCCCUCCUGCAAGAAUCUCUCUGUGGUCGACCUCUCCUUCAACCUCCUGUCGGGGGAGCUCCCCAUGGAUUUCAUGCAGUUGCCGCCGGCGUCGCUGACGGAGAUCCACCUCGCCCACAACAACUUCUCCGGCGACUUCUCGGAGUUCCAGUUCGGGACCUGCGGGAACCUCACCGCUCUGGAUUUGUCUCACAAUGGCCUCGCCGGAGGAGUUCCGAGGAGCUUGGGGAACUGCCGGCGGCUUCAUCGGCUCGACCUGUCCUUCAACAGGUUCUCCGGCGAAAUCCCGCCGGAAUUGGCCGGAAUAUGCGGGACGCUCGUGGAGCUCGACCUGUCGGACAACAAGCUCACGGGGGGCUUGCCGGCAGCCUUCUCGUCCUGUACCUCCCUCCAAAGUCUGGAUAUUGGCGACAACCAGCUCUCCGGCGACUUCAUCGGCGGCGUUCUGGUGGCGCUACCCAACCUGAGAAUUCUCCGCCUUCCUUUCAACAACAUCAGCGGCGCUCUGCCGAUCCUGUUGCUGAAGAACAGCACCCUGUUGGAAGAGAUCGAUCUCUCGUCCAACGAUUUCAACGGCGAGAUCCCCGCCAGAGUUUGCUCGUCCUUCCCUUCCCUCCGGAAGCUCAUGCUGCCGAAUAAUUUCCUCUCCGGGACGUUGCCGGCGGAGCUGGGCACCUGCAGAAAUCUCAGAGCUCUCGACUUGAGCUUCAACGAGCUCAGCGGGCCGGUGCCGGCGGCGAUUUGGUCGCUCCCGGAGCUGGUGGACCUGGCCAUGUGGGCCAACAAGCUCUCCGGCGAGAUACCCAACGAGCUCUGCUCCAAUGGCGCGAGCUUGGAGACGCUGAUCCUGAACCACAACGAGUUCACGGGGACGAUACCCCCGUCCAUCGGCAAUUGCAGGCGGCUGAUCUGGGUCUCCCUAUCCGGUAACCGUCUCUCCGGCGACAUUCCCGACGGCGUCGGCGAGCUUCAGAGCUUGGCGAUUCUGCAACUGGGGAACAACUCCCUCUCCGGCGAGAUCCCCUCCUCCCUCGGCAGCAGCAGGAACCUCGUCUGGGUGGACCUUUCCCUGAACAACCUCACCGGCGCUAUCCCGCCAUCCCUGGCCUCCGAAGCAGGGCUCGUCUUCCCCGGGGCCGUCACCGGAAAACACUUCGCCUUCCUCAGGAACGAAGGCGGCUCCUCCUGCGCCGGCGCGGGAGUCAUCUUCGAGUUCGCCGGAAUCCGGCCGGAGCGGCUCGCGAGCUUUCCCCUGGUGCACGCCUGCCCCACGACGAGGAUCUACACUGGGACGGCGGUCUACACCUUCGCCGGCGGCGGCAGCAUGAUCUACCUCGACCUCUCCUACAACUCUUUAACUGGAGCAAUCCCGGAGAAAAUCGGGGAGAUGAGCUACUUGCAGGUUCUGAAUCUGGGGCACAACCAGCUGGGAGGAUCCAUACCAGAGACCUUCGGGGAGCUGAAAACCAUCGGCGUCCUCGACCUCUCUCACAACCAGCUCACCGGAGCAAUACCAGCGGCCCUGGGGAGCCUCACCUUCCUGGUAGACUUGGACGUCUCCAACAACAACCUCGCCGGCGCCAUCCCGCCGGCGGGACAGCUGAUGACUUUCUCGCCGUCGCGGUUCGAGAACAACUCCGGCCUUUGCGGCGUUCCCUUGCCGCCGUGCGCCGCCGGGCAAAACUCCGGUGACCAUCUCUCCGGAGAGGGGCAGCAGCGGCGGCGGCGGCGGCGGCGGGUCUUCGCCGCCUCCAUGCUCAUCGGGAUCGCCGCCUCCCUGCUUGUCGUCCUCGCGCUGGUGGUGACCCUUCAGAGGUUGAGGAAGAGAGAUAAGGCGGCAGCGGCGGCGGCGGCGGAGAACCAGAGGGCCAAGUACGUCGAAAGCUUCCCGAUCUCCGGGAACUCGAGCUGGAAGUUGGCCGGCAUCAUGGAGCCGCUGAGCAUCAAUGUCGCCACCUUCGAGAAGCCCCUGCGGAAGCUGACCUUCGCCCAUCUCCUCGAGGCCACCAACGGGUUCGGCGCCGAGAGCCUCAUCGGCGCCGGCGGCUUCGGCGAGGUCUACAGAGCCAAGCUGAACGACGGCGGCGUCGUCGCCAUCAAGAAGCUCCUCCGCGUGACGGAGCAGGGCGACAGGGAGUUCACCGCCGAGAUGGAGACCAUCGGCAAGAUCAAGCACCGGAACCUCGUCCCAUUACUGGGCUACUGCAAGAUCGGCGACGAGAGGCUCCUCGUCUACGAGUACAUGAAGAACGGGAGCUUAGAGGCGGUGCUCCACGACGGCGCCGGCAAGCUCGACUGGCCGGCGAGGAAGAAGAUCGCUGUGGGGUCUGCAAGGGGCCUCGCCUUCCUCCACCAUAGCUGCAUCCCCCACAUCAUCCACAGGGACAUGAAAUCCAGCAAUGUCCUUCUGGACGAGAACCUGGAGGCCCGUGUCUCAGACUUCGGCAUGGCGAGGCUGAUGAACGCCCUGGACACUCACCUGAGCGUGAGCACGCUCGCCGGAACGCCCGGCUACGUCCCGCCGGAGUAUUACCAGAGCUUCCGGUGCACCACCAAGGGAGACGUCUACAGCUACGGGGUGCUGCUGCUGGAGCUGCUCUCCGGGAAGAGGCCGACGGACCAGGCAGAGUUCGGGGACAGCAACCUCGUCGGAUGGGCGAAGCAGAAGAUCAGGGAGAGUCGUAGCGGCGAGAUCUUCGACCCGGAGCUGAGAAGAGGGAGGAACAAGGCCGGCGAGGACGAGCUGCGCCAGUGCCUGAAGAUCGCCUGCCAGUGCCUCGACGACCGGCCGCUCCGGCGACCGACGAUGAUCCAGGUCAUGGCAAUGUUCAAGGAGCACCUGGUGGACAGCGACUGCGACACGCUCGACGGGCUCUCUCUGGGCAGCUCCGCCAUUAGCGAAUCUACGGAGAACGUCCCGUGA